CAAGGUUUGUCCUUAACCUUCAAAUACAGCGAGAUAUCUUGUAGGAGAGAAGAAAAUGUCAGACGACAACGAUCCCUCCUUCGCAAAAGUUGCAAUGGGUGUAUUCAAGAUUAUUGAUGCCCCAGUGACGCUUUUCAGAGAGAAGUUUGUGAUUCCCAACCAAGAGAAGAGCACGCACAAAUGGUACCACAGACGAUUCCGCCGUGUUCCCUCAUUUGAUGAGUGUGAUGUUGAUGAUCCUAUCUGCAUGUAUGAAGCUGAGGAACAGUAUCGCCGAGACAAACUUGUUGACAACCAGAUACUGAAGAUCCUGAGACAGAGGAAGAUAGAGUGUUUGGCUUGGGAGGGCCCUGAUGCCUCCAGGAAGUGCAAGAAGGUGUCUGAGGACUAUGAAACUUCAGCCACCAACUGGUUCAUCAAAUAUGGGGAUAUUGGUGCCAGCGCAACAGGAAUUGAUACUUACAUGAAACAGAAGCAUCGACUGAUCUGGGAGAGACGGAAGGCAGAGAGAGAAGAAGCAUAAUCAAGUGACUAGGGUUUAGACAAUAUGAUAAUGGUAUUUCUAGAUGCUGAUCUCUGUCAGUAGUUACUACAUCCUCUCUGUCAUCAGCAAUCAUGUCGUAUACAGACUUGCUAUACCCCAGAAUAUGAACGUGUUUGGAAGAUGAAUGGUGUUAGUUGUUUUUCUUAUGUACAGAUGAAAUUUCCUUGAACACAAGUGCUUGAAAUUAAACUUUUGAAAUGAAA
Haliotis rubra (blacklip abalone) is the source of this 747-nucleotide messenger RNA. RefSeq names its product NADH dehydrogenase [ubiquinone] 1 beta subcomplex subunit 10-like. The transcript is spliced from 4 exons. Lineage: Eukaryota; Metazoa; Mollusca; Gastropoda; Lepetellida; Haliotidae. The record is from RefSeq and is a predicted model, not a curated record. Bases 56 to 523 code for a protein of 155 amino acids.